Molecule: messenger RNA, 1194 nt
Organism: Ramularia collo-cygni
Lineage: Eukaryota; Fungi; Ascomycota; Dothideomycetes; Mycosphaerellales; Mycosphaerellaceae
Product: related to enoyl-[acyl-carrier-protein] reductase 1, mitochondrial precursor
Exons: 1
Coding region: 1-1194 (397 amino acids)
Biological process (GO): fatty acid metabolic process
Cellular component (GO): mitochondrion
Molecular function (GO): trans-2-enoyl-CoA reductase (NADPH) activity
Source: RefSeq, a predicted model, not a curated record
AUGGCACCCUCGAGGGCAUUCUGGACCACGUCGAGAACGACACUCGGAGCAGCAAGGUCUCCAGUCGUAUCCCGCACGUCAAUACUACAGAAACGAUGCAUCUCAGCAUACGGCUACGAGCAAGCCAAAUGUCUCGUGCUUGACAAGCUCGGUGAACCAAAAGACGUGCUUCGUCUGCACGGCCACAGUAUCRGUCCCCCAACGGGUGAUUUAUUGACGGUCAAAUUUCUGGCCUCGCCCAUCAAUCCCGCCGAUAUCAACCAAAUCCAGGGUGUAUACCCUACCAAACCCUCUUGGACCACUUCCCUCGGCACACCCGAGAACAUCGCCGUGGGCGGUAACGAAGGCGUGGCAGAAAUCAUCUCGAAGGGUGGGAACGUCAAAGGGAUUGAAAAGGGCGACUGGGUCGUCUUCAAGAAACAAGGCUUCGGCACAUGGCGAACACAUGCUCAGACAACUGCCGAUAAUCUCGUGCCGAUCAAGAAUAAAGAUGGGCUGAGACCAGAGCAAGUCGGCACGGUAUCGGUGAACCCAUGUACAGCCUAUCGUAUGCUCAAGGACUUUGUAGACCUGCAACCUGGCGAAUGGUUCAUCCAAAAUGGGGCCAACUCAGGAGUGGGUCGCGCUGCGAUUCAAUUGGGAAAGCUUUGGGGAUACAAGAGCAUCAAUGUUGUUCGCAAGCGUGAGAGUGGACAUGAGGAACUUGUUCAAGAUCUCAAGAACCUGGGAGCAGAUGUGGUGGUCACAGAUGAAGAGCUCAGCAGCAAAGAUUUCCGCGAGAAGCUCAAAGAGUUGACCAACGGUGGUCGAGAACCAGUUCGCUUGGGCAUGAACUGCGUUGGUGGUGCACUGGUCAACAACAUGGCAAAGCACCUCGCAGCAGGUUCUCCAAUGGUCACAUAUGGUGCCAUGUCGAAGCAGCCGGUCAGUCUGCCCAUGGGUCUGCUUAUCUUCAAGGACAUCAGCUUCCAUGGGUUCUGGGUCAGCAGGUGGAGCGACAAGAAUCCGGAAGAGAAGAACGCCUGUGUACAUGAGAUACUGGACUUGACACGGCAGGGCAAGUUCCAAGAUGUACCGAUGCAAGCUGUACAAUGGAACCACGGCACGAAGCAGGACGAGCUGGUGGAUGCUGUACAGGGAACUCUGGAGGGAUACAGAAGCGGCAAGGGUAUUUUCAUGUUCGGUGAUACGUAG